AUGCGAAUAGUUUUAACUGGAUUUGCGCCUUUCGGAUCCAACGCGGAGAACGCUAGUUCAAUUGCCGUCCGUACUUUGGAGGAACUAUGGAAUUCCACUGACAAACUGCGUGAUUCCCCUAUCAACUUGACUUUGGUGGUGAACAUUCCAGUUACUUAUCGGGAUGUAUUGGAGACUCUCCAAUCGAUAUGGUCACAGAACCCGGACCUCGUGGUUCACGUCGGUGUCAAUGCUCACAUCCAAUCGGUGGCCCUAGAGACGCGCGCUUUUAAUGGGAUUUACGAUCAUCCUGGUGUAGAUCAUUGUUCUUGCGAUCACAACGGAUUAUGUAUACCUGACGGAGCUGACGUGCUCUGUUGUCAGCUGGAUUUAAAUCGCACUUUUGAUGUACUCGUGAGCAAAGCUCUUCCGGUCGUCCUUUCUGACAAUCCUGGUCUGUAUUUAUGCGGUUUCAUCUACUAUCUCUCACUCUCUCGGGCUCCCGAUCGAUCUGUGUUUAUCCAUGUACCUCCUGUCUCUUCGAACAUGACGGCUCGUGAUUUGGCUGUGAUAUUGUUUGAGAUUAUUCAAGAUCUUGGCAACCAACUGGGUUUGCCUGUACCCAAUGUGACGUUCAGCUAA
Messenger RNA from Dicrocoelium dendriticum, 621 nucleotides. NCBI's taxonomy places the organism in Eukaryota, Metazoa, Platyhelminthes, Trematoda, Plagiorchiida, Dicrocoeliidae. The record is from the annotation of a GenBank genome assembly.